Messenger RNA from Meriones unguiculatus (Mongolian gerbil), 697 nucleotides. RefSeq names its product small ribosomal subunit protein eS27-like. Gene Ontology annotation, molecular function: structural constituent of ribosome; RNA binding. The transcript has a single exon. The record is from RefSeq and is a predicted model, not a curated record. NCBI's taxonomy places the organism in Eukaryota, Metazoa, Chordata, Mammalia, Rodentia, Muridae. The coding region runs from base 42 to 332 and encodes 96 amino acids. Gene Ontology annotation, cellular component: ribosome; cytosolic small ribosomal subunit. Gene Ontology annotation, biological process: translation; ribosomal small subunit assembly.
AAAAAAAGCCUUUCCAGUGGUGACAACCUCCCUAUGAGAACAUGCCUCUCGCAAAGGAUCGCCUUCAUCCCUCUCCAGAAGAGGAGAAGAGGAAACACAAGAAAAAGCACCUGGUGCAGAGCCCCAAUUCCUACUUUAUAGAUGUGAAAUGCCCAGGAUGCUAUAAAAUCACCACGGUCUUUAGCCAUGCACAAAUGGUAGUAUUGUGUGUUGGCUGUUUCACUGUUCUCUGUCAGCCUACUGGCAGAAAAGCAAGGCUGACAGAAGGAUGCUCCUUCAGGAGGAAGCAGCACCGAACGCACCCGAUUGAGGAUGAGUGGGAGCCAUCCUAAUAAACACAUUUUGGAUUAAAAAAAAAAAAAAGGAUGAUGCAAGCAAGGCUCCAAGUGCUGGGACUGGCUGCCUUGUUUUCAUUUCCAAUGCAUUCUGAGAUGGCUAGUUCUUAGUAGGCAAAAACAAACAAACAAAGCAAGAGCAAAGACCACAUGCCAAGGAAUAAAUAAUAAUAAGAUAAUGAAGUUAGUACUUUACAUCAUACUCUUUAAAAUCUAAAAUAAAUAAGAGUAACAAAUUCUGCAAAACAGCACAGCAGUUAUGGUAGCCUGAAGUGGACAUCAAGUUACUGUUUUUUAGUGGUAUCCCGGGCUUCAUGCACACUAACAAAAACCUUUAUGAAUGAUCCACAUGUUCAGUAACA